Messenger RNA from Rotaria socialis, 774 nucleotides. NCBI's taxonomy places the organism in Eukaryota, Metazoa, Rotifera, Eurotatoria, Philodinida, Philodinidae. The record is from the annotation of a GenBank genome assembly.
AUGUUAAUUCCAAGAGUUUCAUCCAAAUUAAUUCAACGGCUCCAACUUCUUGAUUCGAACUUCGAAGAUAACUUUACAACGGGCAUUCUUUUUCUAUACACUAAUGAUCUUUAUAGGGCUGAUUUCCUACGUUUAACUAAAACGAUGAAGCGACAAGUUUCAUUUCUUAAUGUAGCUGAAGUUUUUAACUUAUUUCCAACUGAAUUCGAUGCUUGUAAGACAAAAACAUCUUAUCGUGUAAGAGGAAAAUGGAAUUAUUUGCUUAUGAUAAGAUUUUGGUUUAAAACUCUAUUUGAAUUACCUCAAUUACAACAGUAUGAUUACAUUAUGAGACUCGACGAUGAUUCGAAACUACUCGGUCGUUGGUUCAAUGUUUUUGAUGAAAUGCGUCGAAAAAAUGCAGUUUAUUUUGCAAAUGAUAUUGAUGUAGACUUAGAAACACAACUGCCUGGUACAAUGAAUAUGAAACAAGUGACAUCUGAUUACAUAAAAAAAAAUAAUAUUCAUCCAAAGCAAAUGAAUAUGUUGAAUCAAGCGUUUAAUAACAAUACAGUUUGGAAUUAUUUUAAUAAUUUUGAAGUAUCAAAAGUUGAAUUCUUUCGACGUAGAGAAGUUCGCCACUGGGUGGACACUAUUGAUUCUACGCAUGGUAUUUUUAAAUAUCGAUGGGGUGAUGCAGUUUUGCGGUAUCUUACUAUGGCUCUAUUUGCUGAAUCACAUGAAGUAUUGCAUAGACCUGCCUAUAAUUUGCCAUAUUGUCAUAAAUGUCUAUGA